GUUUUCGUUUCCAAGCGGGUUGCUUCUCAGUAGAUAGAGUUAGGAGAAGAAGUAUAGUUGUAAAAAAUUAUGGCGAUGGAAGAGCCGCUGCUGGUUAAUUUGGAGAAAGACGAUGUGACGGUGAGCCGCGAAGUGUUUAUUGAAGAGGUGAAAGAGGCGAGUCGCAUAGCUUUGCCUAUGAUAGUGGUAACAGUGUCACAGUACCUUUUGCGUGUUUCGCCAAUGAUUAUGUUAGGUCACCUUGGUGAACUUUCACUUUCUAGUGCUUCUAUUGCUACUUCACUUUGCAAUGUUACCGGUUACAGUGUCCUUUUUGGAAUGUCUAGUGCACUGGAGACUCUAUGUGGGCAGGCCUAUGGAGCAAGACAAUAUCGAAAAGUUGGAACUUUUUCUUAUAGUGCUAUUAUUUGUCUGUUUCUGGUAUGCAUACCAGUCUCUGUUCUGUGGAUCUUCACGGAUAAACUUCUUAUAUUGAUGGGCCAAGAUCCUUCCAUAGCAACUGAAGCUGGAAAAUACGCAAUUUGGCUUAUUCCUACACUAUUUCCAUAUGCUAUUCUUCAGUCACUUGUCCGGUAUCUGCAGGCACAGAGUUUAAUUCUACCAAUGCUUUUAAAUGCAGUUGCAUCUUUAUGCUUCCAAGUGACAAUUUGUUGGGCUUUUAUAUUCAAAUUGAAUUUAGGGAUUGUGGGAGCAGCAUUGUCAAUUGGUUUAUCCUAUUGGUUGAAUGUGAUCUUGCUUAUGCUUUACGUGAAGUACUCAUCGGCUUGUGAAAAGACUCGAGCUUCAUUCUCUACGGAUGUUUUCCUGACUAUAGGGGACUUCUUCCGUCUUGCAAUCCCAUCUGCUGUAAUGGUUUGCUUGGAAUGGUGGUCAUUUGAGCUAAUCAUUCUGCUCUCUGGUCUGUUGCCAAAUCCGAUGCUAGAGACUUCUGUUCUUUCCAUAUGCUUUACAACUACUUCUGUGCACUACCAUAUACCUUAUUCUUUCGGUGCUGCAGCAAGUACUCGGGUUUCAAAUGAGCUUGGAGCUGGGAGGCCACAGGCGGCAAAAAUUGCUCUUGUUGCUGUGAUAGUUCUUUCUGCCACUGAGGUUGUUCUUGCAAGUAUAACUCUAUUUGUGGUCCGCGAUGUAUGGGGCUAUGCGUUUACUUAUGAGAAAGAAGUGGCCACUUAUGUUGCAGAAAUUACUCCUAUUCUUUGCAUAUCAAUUAUCAUGGACGGCACCCAAGCUGUACUAUCAGGAGUUGCCAGAGGAAGCGGGUGGCAGCAUAUUGGUGCCUAUGUGAACCUUGGAGCAUAUUAUUUGGUUGGAAUUCCCGCGGCUCUAUUACUUGGAUUUGUAUUGCAUCUAAAUGGCAAGGGUCUUUGGAGUGGAUUGGUGUCUGGAGCAGCUGUGCAAUCUAUUUCACUCUCCCUUGUCACCAGCUUCACCAAUUGGGAAAAACAGGCCAUUGAAGCAAGACACAGAAUUUUUAGUGAAAAGCUUGCUGGAGAAAAUCAGCUCAUUGAAUGACAGGACAGGCAAGAUGCUAUAAUAGAGAGUUAAUAUCCUAAAAGGUCACUCAACUAUGAGAAUUUAUCUAGUAGAUUCAUUGAACUUUGAUUUGUAUUAUUAAAAUUACUCUAACUUAAGAUUUUUCUUUUCAAUAAUCACUCGAGUACAUUUAUCAUUAGAAUAAAUAUAUAUAAUAUAACAAAAUAAUUUUUUUUAAUACUCUUUUAAUUC
Solanum stenotomum is the source of this 1725-nucleotide messenger RNA. RefSeq names its product protein DETOXIFICATION 14-like. Bases 70 to 1512 code for a protein of 480 amino acids. Lineage: Eukaryota; Viridiplantae; Streptophyta; Magnoliopsida; Solanales; Solanaceae. Gene Ontology annotation, biological process: xenobiotic detoxification by transmembrane export across the plasma membrane. Gene Ontology annotation, cellular component: membrane. The record is from RefSeq and is a predicted model, not a curated record. Gene Ontology annotation, molecular function: antiporter activity; xenobiotic transmembrane transporter activity. The transcript has 7 exons.